Molecule: messenger RNA, 768 nt
Organism: Penicillium malachiteum
Lineage: Eukaryota; Fungi; Ascomycota; Eurotiomycetes; Eurotiales; Aspergillaceae
Exons: 1
Coding region: 1-768 (255 amino acids)
Source: RefSeq, a predicted model, not a curated record
AUGUCUUUCUCCAGUGGAAUGCCUCAUAUUGCCCAGGACACUCCUUUGAGCGGCCUUCCACGAACAAGAUCCAUUUCUGGGGAUUUGACAGAAACCUGCGCAUGUAUCAGCAACCAAGCAAUAUUCCUUUCCAGUUUGAAAAAGAUGGAAGGCAAAUAUUCUCCAGCGCCCGUGCCUGUCAUUCUUCAAGCCACUCAGGAUAGCCGAGUCCUUUGGGAACGACUGAUGUAUUGCUCCGCUUGUCGACGUGACCGUGACUCGGUAGCUGUUUUGAUGUUUGCAAUGGGGCUGCGUAAAAUCCUCCGGGGUCUGCAGUGCCUGAUCUUGAAUCAACAAUCUUCACAGCACUCGAUUCACAGUUCAAAUAUUAAUCAGCACACUUCCCAUGGUUCCACAACCUCAGGCUUCCGCGACCACACAGCAGGACAAAUAAAUGGAGGCGGUCAUCGACAUUCUAGCUUUGAAGGCAUCAAUCUGGGACCUAUCAGACCUCCUUCAAGCAGCUCCUUCGCCGACAAAAUUCGGGUUGGGAGCUUCGAAAUCCCACAAGAAGAGCAAGCCUUUCUAACGGAUGUUCUGAUUGCUCGAGCAUUGACAAAAAUGAAAUCUUUCCUCGAGUCCAUGGCGGGAUAUGUUGAGCGAGUGUCUGACAUGUCUCUACACUCUAUCGAGCACAGCGAGAAAUGGCCAGUACAUUUCGUUUUAGAAGAUUUGCAAAGAUCAAUAUUUGAUACUGAAAAAUCAGUAAGAGAAAUCAUUCGGCGAUAG